AUGACGGUGCGUAUGUCCAGCAGCGCGACGAUUGGGGAGGACAGGGACGGGGGAAAGAUGAUGCAGGGACAGUUGUACCGUGUCCUCGGAGCCCGACUUUCUGUCUCUCCCGCCACCGCCCGCUUCGUCGUAGAACAGACGAAAAAAGGCUCUACCGUUCCAUUCCUGGCGCGCUACCGCCGCGACGAAAUCGGACACCUUGAUGAGACCGCCCUUCGUCAACUCAUUGACAUGGCGGAGGAGCUUCAGGAGGUGCAGCGGCGCCGCGCAUUUAUGCUGAGAAGCCUCAAAAGUCGCGGUCUUCUCACAGAGGAGCUUCAGGAUGCCUUCGAGAAGCUGGUGCACCUGAAUCAGUUGGAGGAUGCAUGGGAGCCCUUUAAGGAGAAGAAGACAAGCCUGUCUCACAGAGGUCGGGAGGCUGGGUUGGAGCCUCUUGCGAAAAAACUGCUGUACACAUCAGAUCCAAUGGCUGAUGUGUCAGAGCACUUGCAUUCCGUUACAGAUGGUGCCAAACUUUUUCAGGCUAUUGUAGUGGAGGAGGUGCAGCGCUGUGACGAGGUGCGACAACUGAUGCUGGUCGAGUGUCGACAGAGCGGUGUAAUCAGCAGUGCACUCGUGGCGACCCCAAGGAAGAAGAAUGCCAAGGAAAUUGGGGCGGACGCCUUUGACACUCUUAAAAAACAAUUUGCCGCCUACGAAAAUCGUCGCUGGUCCGUGCGACGCAUCAGCGCUCAUAACGUCUUGGCGUUGCAACGUGGUGAGAGUAAGGGUGUGCUUCUGGUGAAGAUGAUUCCUCACAGUAGAAGCAAGGAUGCUUUUUUUGCAUGGGCACGACAAAAGUUCCUUGGGUUGCAGCGGCACAAGGACCCCAAGGCGAUUUGCUUACUAAGUCAAUGUCUUGAGGCUGCAUACGAGCACAUACUGAAGACCACACACGCAAUCAUUCGACGUGACUUGAAAAAGAGUGCUGAAAAGGAGGCCAUUGCUGUAUUUGCCCACAGUCUUCGUCAUAUUCUUAUGAGGUGUCCUAUGCGGGAUGUGAGAAUCUUGGCAAUGGAUCCGGGCGUCACCAACGGUGUCAAGUGUGUUGCGUUAGACGAGAAUGGUGGGGUAUUAACUCGUUUCAAGUGCGUCAUUAUGGAUAAACCCAAGAUGAAGGACUACAUCAGCGGCUGCGUCGAAAAAUUAAAUCUCAAUAAAAUUGUCAUAGGUAAUGGGACGGCCUCACGGGAGGUGGCACACAUUGUCGCUGACACUAUUGAACAGAGAGGGUUAAACGUUGAGUAUGCGAUUGUAAGCGAGGCGGGGGCAAGCGUGUACUCCGUCUCAGAUGUCGCGAGGGAGGAGUUUCCAACUCUCGAUGCGAUGUAUCGCGGAGCGGUAAGUAUUGGUCGCCGAGUUAUUGACCCGCUCAGUGAACUCGUUAAGAUCCCUGUGCGUUCUAUGGGCAUUGGCAUGUAUCAGCAUGACAUUAGCGAAGUAGAACUCUUGCGUGCAUUAAAUCGAGUGGUGGAAUCUUGUGUGACAUGUGUGGGUGUGAAUGCUUUGAUUUCCAACCGGUACGUGAUGGAAAAAAUUCCGGGUAUCACCAAACGCAUUGUGGAUCAAAUUGUUUUGGCACGGUGUGCGAAAAAACUAAAGAGCCGUGAGGAUUUGCGCCGGGUUCCAGGUAUGACGGAGGGGAUGUACCAACAGGUCGCCGGUUUUUUUCGGUUUCCUAAUUCCCCUAAUCCGCUGGACAAUAGCAAUAUCCAUCCCGAGUCGUAUAUCACCGUGCAAAAGUUACUGGAACUGUACAAGGGGAAGGAGCGACGCGAUGUAGGUGGCAUUCUCCUUCGUCUGAAAGAUGUGGAACUCAGGGAGAUAGCGUGUAGUGUUGGCUGUGGUGGGGCGACGCUGGAACUUGUGGCCCGGGAAUUGGCCUCACCCGCCCUUGAUCCACGCUCGGAUUUGCCUCACGCGGGACUCUUUCGCCGCUCUCCGCAGAACGUGGCCAACCUCAAACCCGGCGACAAGUUAAGAGGGGUUGUGCAGAGUGUGACGACGUUUGGUGCAUUUGUGGAUGUUGGUCUCCACGACAAUGUCCUCGUGCAAGGUGUGAACAUUGACACAGUGCAUACAGGGAGUCUUUUGGAUGACUUGUGCUUUGAGGGACUUGACCAGCUUGGGCGGGUUCGGGUUCGGUACGAUGGAGUUCUGCAUGCGCGUGGAAAGACCGCGCAAUCCAGGUGUCAAGGUCUGGCGAUUGAGUCGGAGGACUUCCUCCUGCUAAAACAUCCGAGUUCCCCGGAGGCACAACCGACGUUAAGCGAUAGUCUCGCUGCGGUGCGUGAAGAACGUCAGAAGUUGUUUGCUUCUGCCUUGCCUUGUAAUGGACGGCACGGGGCUGUGGGGGUUGUCGCCCCCUUUACACACGAUGGUAACAACGUCGUUAAGCUGUCCAAGCGGCCACGCACAGAGGAUGGUGCAGACUCGGCUGCUGCAGGCAAAACGUCAACGGCAGUAGCGAUGGCGGCAGAAGCAGCCGCAACCGCAGCAACAGCAACAGCAACAGCAACAACGACAACAAAAGCAACAGCAGCGGCACCUCCGCGGAGGAAGAGACGGGUUGAGGGGAAACGGCGUUCUAUAUUCUCUUUGUCUUCUGAAGGGCCCGUGGAUGGGGCCGCGAAUCAAAUUCUUGGUGAUGCCGUGCCGUGGUGGCGGCCAACCGAAGAGUUUGAAGCUAAUAGGGAGUGUGCGGGGCGUGUGGGGGAUGGGAAAGAAAAGGCGCCAGAUGCGAAGUUGCAAAGAACGGAGCCACCGUGUUCACAAGAAGCUUCACACCCAACACCACCCACUUCCACUUCCGCCAAGGAAGGCGAGGAUAGCGAAAUGAUCUUCUCCUUUUAG
Messenger RNA from Trypanosoma rangeli, 2892 nucleotides. RefSeq names its product putative transcription modulator/accessory protein. Gene Ontology annotation, molecular function: structural constituent of ribosome; mRNA binding. NCBI's taxonomy places the organism in Eukaryota, Euglenozoa, Kinetoplastea, Trypanosomatida, Trypanosomatidae. The coding region runs from base 1 to 2892 and encodes 963 amino acids. The transcript has a single exon. The record is from RefSeq and is a predicted model, not a curated record. Gene Ontology annotation, biological process: translation; nucleobase-containing compound metabolic process.